AUGCAAGUCAAAACUGUUUUUGACCCACCCCGUAGAGGGCCUUCAAACCCCCCCCCCCCUACCCCGAUCCCCGAUCCCGGAACCCGACUGACCUCCUUCCUCCUUCCUCCCCACGCCCCCCUUCCCCCUUCCCCCCACACAGUCCUCGUUCAAAGCGCUCCUAGCCCAAGCGACGAAGGACACCACCAAAUCCCAACUCGAGCUAUCCCAAACCUUACAAAAGCGACAACUCGCCGCCGAAGAAGCCGAACGUACGAACCUACAAAAAGAACGUCAACGGCAAGCCGAAAUCGAAAGGCGUCGUCGGGAGAGAUUCGAAAGGGAGAAGGAGGAGGAGGAACGCAGGAGGUUGCGACCGCUGCCGAAGACGAGGAAUUUGACAGAGUUGAAGAUGGAGAGGAGGAAGAGGGGUUUGAACGAGGAUGGGAGGGAUGAUCGGAUUUUGAACACGCUCGAGGCAGUGAGCCCGGCCAGUGUACGCCCAUCCCCGUAAGCGAUCGGCGCUGAUCCUUGUCUUCGUCAACACCAGGCCCCAGAUCGACCCACAUCGAAAGCGAAGAUUCCCGGUCAAUCCCUCAAACAGCUCAUGGCCGUCGCAUCCCAAAUACCUCCCUCGGCCAUGCGCACCAACCCCAAACCAUCCUCCUCCUCUUCCUCCUCCAUCAAACCCGUCCCUACGAACGAACAAAAGUUGGCGAAAAAGAGGGACGCCCUAUUCAGAGAGGAAGAGGACGAAGGUCUAGGGUCCGGGAGUAUGGCAUUGGCGAGGCAGAGGGGGGUUUAUGAAGAGAGGGAAAGGGCUAGGGAGAGUUCACCGAGAGCUUCGACUUCGACUUUGGCUUCGGGUUCGGGUUCGGGUUCGAGUUCGAAGCCGAUCUCGGCCAAACAGACCAUCAGAGCGGAUACUGGAUCCCAUGGAUCUGCAAAGACAUUACCUCGUCCUACGAACGGUACUUUACUCUCUUCGGCCCAUGGUAGAACAUUCAAGAAAGGAAGCAAGAACGUUCCCGGUUUCGAUCCCAGUCAGUUCGUCAAGUUGAAUACGGAGAAGAGGGAUACGAGGACGAUCGAGGAGAUUGAGAGGGAUAUGAGGGUGAGGAAAUUGGCCAAGGGGGUGGGGAUCGGCGGCGACAAGGGGAUAAGUUCGGAUGAUAUUGGGAAUGUAGAGGUGAAAGCGACGACGGGGGGUACGAAACGCAAGAUCGAGGGGGGACAUCUGAGGACAAGUUCGAGCUCGAACGCGGCCAAGAACUCGAAAGCUUCUACCUCCACUUCAACUUCGCACAAGAGCAAGAGCAGUCGUCGUCGUUCAGAAACACCUUCCGAUUCCGAAUCCGAUUCUAAUUCGUCACAAGACGCUCGUCAUCGUCAACGGCCUUCCAAGUUGUCCUCUUCCAAACCCAAAAAAUCCGGUCUCGACGACUCGGUCCGGUCCGAAAUUUGGCGCCUCAUGGGUCGAGAUCGAUCCAAAGAUCUGGCCCGUCCCUUCGAUCUCAGCGACUCGGAAGAGGAAGGGAUGGAGGUUGAUGGGGAAGAAUUGGAGAGGGAGGAGAGGAGGGCGGAGAGGAUUAGUCGGUUGGAAGAGAGGGAGGAGGAGGAGAGGGAACGUAGGAGGAAGGAGGAGAAGGAGAGGAGGCGGAAGAGGGGGUAA
This is a messenger RNA of Microbotryum saponariae, 1651 nucleotides long. Lineage: Eukaryota; Fungi; Basidiomycota; Microbotryomycetes; Microbotryales; Microbotryaceae. The record is from the annotation of a GenBank genome assembly.